This is a messenger RNA of Oreochromis niloticus (Nile tilapia), 8977 nucleotides long. Its product is annotated as poly(rC)-binding protein 4. Gene Ontology annotation, molecular function: RNA binding. The record is from RefSeq and is a predicted model, not a curated record. Lineage: Eukaryota; Metazoa; Chordata; Actinopteri; Cichliformes; Cichlidae.
CCUUAUUUCUAUCUGUCAAAUAUAAAAGGGGGGCAGUGUUUAGUCUUCAGUGACUCGGUUCCAUCCUGACUGGGUGGAACUGCUCUGAACACUAACUGCCUGAUUUCCUGCAACAAUCAAUCCCACUGUUUCUAAUUGGACGUGGUAGCGCCCCCUCCUCCUCUUCCUCUGCUCUCCGGUUUAUUGUCACUGACAUUCGGAUUAUUCCCUCACAGCAGCAGCAGCAGCCUGCUCCUCAUCCUCCUCCUCGUCUCCUUCUCCUCCGUCCGACAAUGCGGGCACAAACUAAGGAUUUAUAAUUUCUCCUUCGUUUCCUCCUCGUCUGCACGGUCUCGUUCCAGGAAUGCCACGCCCACAGAUCUGAGCAGCAGAGAAGAGAAGCCGGAGUAAGGAUAGAUCCCACCCCUGACGCCAGCUCCGCCCGUACAGCCCCUCCGUCCGAACCCGACCUCCCCUUCCCCCUCUCGCAGCUCCAGGGCUCUCUGAGGGUUCCUUUCCGGGUUCUCCAAAGGGUUCUCUGUGGUGUUCUGUAGAGCUCCAUACGCCUCGGGGCCUCAGACCUUCAUGCGUCUCCCAGCAGCAGAGUCCACCCACACCUCCACCCACCACACCACCACCUCCUCUACCAUGAGCUGUGAACAGGAGUUUGGAGACGGCGCUAUGGGAGUCACGCUCACACUGCGCCUCCUCAUGCAUGGAAAGGAAGUAGGAAGCAUCAUCGGAAAGAAAGGAGAAACGGUGAAGAGAAUACGAGAAGAGAGCAGCGCAAGGAUCAACAUCUCAGAGGGUUCCUGUCCAGAGAGGAUCAUCACCAUCACAGGGCCGACAGACUGUGUGUUCAGGGCCUUCACCAUGAUCACGUUCAAACUGGAGGAGGACCUGAUGGCCUUGGUAGCCAACGGCACUGUGACCAGCAAGCCUCCCGUCACUUUACGGCUGGUCAUCCCAGCGAGCCAGUGCGGUUCCCUCAUCGGCAAAGGCGGGUCUAAGAUCAAGGAGAUCAGAGAGACAACAGGUGCGCAGGUUCAAGUGGCAGGUGACCUCCUCCCCAACUCCACAGAGAGAGAAGUGACGAUAUCAGGGAGCCAGGACGCCAUCAUCCAGUGUGUUAAACUCAUCUGCACUGUAAUCCUAGAGUCUCCACCAAAAGGAGCGACUAUUCCAUACCGACCCAGCCCGACUCCGGGAACUGUACUGCUGGCAGGAAACCAGGUGUUCGAGGCUUCAGACUUUGGCUCUCACCCCCUGUUCUCAGUGGCACAGGGAGGAGUGGACCUGCAGCAAACGUAUGCAGUACAGAGCCACUACGGCAUUCCUCAUUCAGAGUUAGCAAAGCUGCACCAGUUGUCGAUGCAGCAGCAAGGCCUGGCCCCCAUCAGCCAGUCAGCUACACAAGUACUGCCUGGAGGGGUGGAGGCUAAUUCCCAAACCACAUCUCAGGAGCUGCUCAUUCCCAACGAUCUGAUUGGCUCAAUCAUCGGCCGCCAGGGCACCAAGAUAAACGAGAUCCGGCAGGUAUCGGGGGCUCAGAUCAAGAUCGGCAGUCAGAUCGACAGCACCAGCGACCGCCACGUCACCAUCAGCGGCACGCCGAUCGCCAUCAACCUGGCUCAGUAUUUAAUCACUUCAUGUUUAGAGACCGCCAAAUCCACCGCCCAGUCCUCCUCCAUGCCGUCUCCCGUUGAUCUGACCAUGAGCUUCACCCAGCCCGCCCCCCUGCCUCCGCCUCGUCCUCCUCUCCUCCCCCUGGCAGCGAUGGGCGCCGCACUGCCCCACGCUCCAAUCCUGGGCGCUCCCUACGCUCCCCUCUCCAGCCUCCUGGGAGUGAAAUCCAUCCCCUACCUGGCACUCUCCACCCCUCCCGCCUCAGCAGCGGCAGCGGCGGCGGCGGCCGCAGCGGCCAUCGGGGCUCCAGUGCUACCGGCCUCAGUGCAGACAGCAGCGGCGACGGCAGCCGUUCCGGUUCCGGCUCAUGCGGCAGCAGCCCUGGCGUCCUACACGGCCAAGAUCUCGUCCUCAGCCAAUGGAAUGAAGAAGCCGGAGAGACAGAAGUUUGCGCCGUACUAAACAAAGAGGUAGCUCCUGGCCGGGUUUAGACGUUAAGGGCCGUUUUUGUUUUUUCUUUCAGCACAUUACUCAUUCACUUGUUUGCCUCUCCACCUCUUCUUCUUCUUCUUCUUCUUUUUCUGACUGCCUAAAAGAAUCAAAGUGGGAUCGUUGGAACAUGAAUGAUGUUGAAUCAUCCAUCAAAGGUGUGCACGGCAGCAAACAGGGUUUUCUCUUUGGCCGUGGGGUUAGUGACGUCAAAAGUUUAAAGUUUGCAGUUCAGCUAACCGUGACUCUGCGCUGCGGUCGUAACCAAACCCUAAACCAGGGGCACAGCAGGUUCGUGUCUUGGACAAGUUUUUGUUCCAUCACGUCUUCACAUUGCGAGCAGUUCAGAGUGUUUAGUCUGUGCCAGGUCUUUUAUUUUGGACCCAGCUCUUUACCGGCCGUCUUGUGUCCGACUUCCUGCCCUCCUCAUAUGCUUUCUGCAGCUUGAUGUGGCUUCUGUCAAGAAAUAAAAAGACCUGGUGCUAUUCUGAGUGAUGUGGAGCAGAGACCUGCUUCUCGGACAAUUGUGAAACACUCCACGGUGGAUUUACUGGGAUUGCAGUCAUUGUCCUGAGUGAGGAGUAGUGAGGAGUAGCUCUGGUUGCUACCCUGGUAUUGGAACAUUGUGCAACCAGGUUGGGUGUAUUCCCAGGGUAAACCGAUUUGACAAAAACCACGACUGAGGGUCUUACUUACCAUCAUAAAAAGAUCAGGAGGACGACGUCUCUCAGCAGAUUUCACCCAGUUUCCCUCAGCACUGAUGACUUGCAUGUCAGACAGCAUGUUUUUGCAAUUAGACCAAAACCAACUGCCAAACAUGACGUAUGUGUAAGUUUGCAAACAGUGUCAUGUUACCAAGGUGACAAUGCACCAACAACAUCACUUUUAAAAAUAUAACUGAGCACUAAUGCAAAGGCUAACUCAACUACACCUCGAACUAAUAGGAAAAAUCCCCAAAACAGAGCCGCAUGCUCCCUGUAAAUUCAAGUUUCUUAUUGAAUCAUAAACGUCAAAUAAUUAACUCAGAACCUGCCGAGGGACUCUGACAGACUACAGCGGCUCCAGUCACGGCUUUCAGAAAUCAAAUAAAGGAGGAUUUCUGAUUUUCAUGCAGAAAUCCGUCUCAGCUCCACAGAGUGGGAAAUAAAUUACAGAAAAACAAAUACAGGAUGACGAAUAACACUCUUCACCUUGCUUCUUUAACCUUUUUAUAUAUGCGUCUAUCCAACAGCUUUUUCUUUCUUUGAGUAGCACUUUUAAAAACAAAGUUUCAGAACCUUUGAACACCUCAAAGCGAGGGGUGUAGGACCAGAAUGAAAAACACCAAAAGCAAAAUAGGACAAUCCUGUACAGCAGCUCUCUAAGGCUGAUGGCUCACCACGUACAAACGACUCAGGGUCAAUGGCUCCUCAAUACUUCACCUGUCACUCAAACACAGACACAGCUGGAAAAAGUUCAGGAAAAUAAUUUUGCUAGACACUUACACACUCAGACAAACCUAUGGAUGCUUUAAUGUCUCUGUCCCAGCCCGGAUCCUGGACAAGCCCCCAAACGUUAGUUUUCCCAGUGGAUGGAGGCAAGUAAACUCAGUUUUUUGGUGUUAUUUUAAUAGAAAACCAAGCAAAGAUGAUAGAAAAGUGCAAACUUUAAAUUCAUCCACUGAUUGUUUGUGGGCACCACUGCAGAAGCAGAACUUUUACUUCAAAUACUUUAGAUGUGAUAAUACUUGUGUAAUUUUACUUUGCAUGGAUUUUGAAAGCGAGACUCUUACUUGGCUCAUCGUUAUUCCACAUCCCACCACAUAAAAACAGCUUUAAGGAUGCUCCAGUCUGCUCCUUGAUGUGGAAGUGUUCUUCAUGCUGUUAAAUAAUCUGAGACAUUAAAAGAAAUUCAUCUAUUUGUCUGAUUUUUAAAUUAAAAGUCAGGAUCAGCAGGUCUGAGUCAUCAUUUUCCAACAAUCCCACUUCUAAAAGUCCAUCCCAACUUUUUGCAGCUCGGCCCUUUUCCGAGUUCAGAGAGUUGGUGGGCGUUUGCAGCCGCUGAUAUUUAAGGUCAUUUGGGCCACAAAGCCUGUAAAAGCCAUAGAGACUAUUCUGCUUUCCCCUCCUCGUCUGUGUCCUGCUCUUUUUGUCCCCCGCUCUUUGUCCUAUUGUAUACUCGCAUAUUUAUUAACUAUUGUGGAAUAUUCCCUCAGAGUUUAUAAUCACUGGUCACUAACACUGAGCUGAAAACUCUGCUUUUGUAUACAAUGAUGUCGACUUGUAAAUGACUAUUUUGCGUUUGCUUCCUGUCUGGUUUUUCCUUCAGUAUUUGUUGUAUAGAGUUUUUUUUAAGACAUACAACAGAUUUAAAAAGUUUUUUUUGUUUUUUGCAUCUGUUCUCUUUCAAAAUGUGUUGUUUAAAUUAUUUUUUAACUUAUUGAGAGGAGUAUUACAGUUUUAGAAGAGUUCAUUUCCCAACAUGGCUGCAGGUGAAGACUGUAAAACUGUAUUUUAGUUUCUGUACGUUCUGUGUUUUAGUGUGAACAAAACUGAUUAUUUUCUUUUUGGGGGAUAAAAAAAUAUCACUGUACCAUUAUUGCUAAUAACCGGGUGUUUUUGUUAGAAGAGUAGUGUUUUCACUUGUGAGCUCAAACUGGCCAUUUUAUCACUCUCUCUCUCUCUCACACACACACACACACACACACACACACACUUUCUAACUGGGAUAUGUGUUUGUAAAUGUCUGCCCUGCUUCUCAACUUUCAGCAUCCACAGAACUAGAAUAAAAGAACUGGUUUUUAAAAUUGGAAAUCUUUGAACGUGUACAGUGAGGAGCUUUGGAAAAGCCAGUUUCUGAUAGCCAGACGUUUGAAGUAAUUACUGGGUGAGUACCACAGAUCGAUAAUCCUGGCAGCUCUAAGCAGAUAUAUCGGGGACACGCUCUGAUAAGGAGGCCAAAAUCCAGCUCGGCUCCAGGAGUCGAUCCAUCCGUCAGAAAGUACCGAGUCAACAUUUUGUCACAUGCAGUUGAGUUUUAAGUGGACCUGUUGUGUGCUUUUGCUCAUCUCCUGUUCCUGUGAUGGAUGCUUCUAGUAAAUAUGACCAGAGUCUCUAAUGAUGAGCUCAGUAUGAGUACAAGUGUAUCUAAUCCCUGUGGGCCAAAAGCUCACGCUCAGAGUGCUCUGAACACUCUUGGCUCUCUGUGAUGUCAUCAAGAGGUGAUGUCCCUAAUGUAGUCAUCUAGCAGUAACCUGUCUGUGAUUAUUAGAAGAAAGAUGGCUUGAAGGGGGAGGAGAAGUGCAUCGUGAUUUUAAACUCCAGUAGACAACAGAGCACCGUGAACAGACUGAGCUCCCGUUUUUUGCUUUGUGUUUUUAUUCUUGGACUCUGCUAGACUAGCUUUGCAUGAUUCAUAGUUCAAAAUAAUCCUGGUUUACUUCAUACUUAGUGCAUCACCUCAGCUCAUCAACUGUCUGUGUUAGCUCCUCUCCCAUUGGUUGCCCCUCUGAAACAGAAUGUGUGAACAGACCAUGUAAGGACACAUCCCUCUAUGACAUCACAGAGAGCCGAAACAGAGUUCAUGGCAGUCUGCAGCCGAGCUGUGGGCUCACAGAGAUUACUGUCCAUACACUGACCUCAUUAAUAGAAACUGAUCGUGUUUGAAUGAACGCCCGCCUCUGGAACAGAAGUAUAUGAGAGAGAAAGAAGAUUUUACCAAAUCUGAAUUCUGAAUCUGGAUCAAGAAGUUGGAACAGAUUCCUUCGUGUAUUACAGUGUUACCCCUGAGAACAGCUUCCUGUUGUAACCAAAACAUCAUCAGAGCCGAGUCAGAGUAAAGAUGCUAUGCUGGCUGUGAGGUUCUCUACAACGAGCAGGCGUGUUAUAGACAAACUUCUGAUUAAAGCAGAAGUCGCGUUAGUUUUAAGUUAGUUUUAAGUCUGCAGACGCGUUUCCAGGAAGCUAAUCAGUACCAAUGACCAAAAAUAUAAAAGUGUAAGGUCAUCAUCCACAAACAUUUAGAUGAUCAGAGGCUGUUUAUCAGAGAUGGACGUAGCCACCUGAAGCUGAAUGUUUUCACCAAGUCGGUGUUUUUAAACCGGAUAGUUUAACAUUGGUCUGGACACCAGUUUAAAAUGAGCAUCAUGUGUUAAAUCCCAUUUCAGACUAAUGUUCAGGCCAUCGACUCGUUGGGGAAGUCUGAAGUCACAACAAUAUGAGAGCAGUCGCCCCCUGCUGGACGUUAGAUGGUGCAGGUUUACGGUGCAUCUUUUAUGCUAGUCUGUGGCAGCGGCUGAUGAGAUCUGUUAGAAAUGUGUGAGUGUGCUUUUUGUAGUUCUGUGGCAGAGCUUGUGCAAUUUUUAAAAAGUUUAUUUAAUUUUAAUUUAUUUUGUUCAGAUUAAACUGACGCCCAGAGUGUCAGAGACUAAUGCUGCAUGUUUGAUUGGCCUCACUAACACGCACACAAACAUGUAAAUACACGCAAAUAUGACCAUGAAAUUAGUGUAACACACACACACACACACACACACACAGGCCUCGGUCUUUGCACUGGCAGUGUGAACUCAAAGCAAUACUAAACAGAGCCGUAUGAGUAGCUACACAUUGCAGAGCAACAGCAGCGGCUAAUCUGGGUGUGUGUACUUUCCAGCUGUAACAAAUACAUUAACGUUCAACUCGAUGGGGUGUUGGCGCUUCUCUGUUCCUUCUGUUUGUUUCUAAAAAGACUGACGACGAUGAUGAUGCUGUGGUAUAUUUAACAAGCUCACUUAUUUUUAUAAAUAAUGUUGAUGAACUGAACUGUGGACACCCGUCUCCUCACAUCCAUCCUCUCUAUACUCACUUUUCUUUUUUCUUUAACUUUUGUCGUUCUUGCUUUUCAUCGUCCACGUGUCUUUCAUCCAUUUGCAUGAGUCUGACUUGAAUUGAUGUCUAUGCAAACUCAUCUCUGUGCGGUUCAGCUCUGAACCCCGCGUGGGUUCACACGGACGCCGUGCUGGUGGCGUGCAGCUGAAGUGAAAGGGCUACAGUGGACCACGGCUCUGACUGGCAACGCACCCGCCCUGAAGAGUAACUGACAGACUCUGGUACUCUGAAUGAUGUCUGGAGGGGUUCUUUACAUUUGGGGCACCAAGCAGAAGUAGACGAGGGAUGUGCAACCAUCAGUGGAAAUUGCAGCUGGUCCAGGGGCCAUUUUUUCUGGGAAAAACAGGAAAUAUUCCUCAAUGCACCGUAAACAAGGCGGAAUCACAAAGUUCUGAGAACAUGAAAUUCGUGAACCGCCCUCGUUUUGAAUUUGAGAUCUUUAAGAUCAUCUUCUCGGGCCUGUGCAGGCAGCUGCAGACCUCAAACUUCAGCUUCACUUUGAAACUGAAGUGAAUUUCACGUCGAGGAUCAUCGCUGGUGAUGAACGCAGGCUCUGCGGCUUUGAGCGAGCACUUUCAGGUUAAACCAGGAGGAGGAUUUUUUCCCUUUUGUUCCCUUCAGAAUUCACUCUGAAUUAGUUCCCCAGAGUGAGACCAUCCACGCAGGCGUCUGCUGCAGAGGGAACACAAACAGGUGCUCUGCUGCCAUUUUGGCUUUUGCUCACGUCCUGGAUCUCUCACCAAAUUCGGCUUGUUCCGACACGUGUGAGGAGAUCCAGCAGAGACCCGGUGAAAGGGGACAGAGAAGAUGACUCGCCCAAUCUAAAUCAUGUAGCACUUUUCAUUUUCACGGACCUGUUCUCAGAACUUUCUGAUCACCACACUGAAAGUGUAGAGAGUCCCCGUCAUAGUUAGCCCAUAAUAUCUCCUGCAUGCUUGUUUACUCCACUGGUUUUGACAUUUUUAAUAAUUUAGUACAGUCACUUUGGUUCCUGUCAGUACAAAUGUGUACAAAUAUUAAGGAAAAUCCCUUGAAGAAUGCACUGAUAUGAGCACAUGCACAGUCCCUGUCUGUGUCCAAAUCUGCUCUAAAGUAAGAAUUUUAACCACUUUCAUUUAAAGAUGCACAAACUUUCAUUUUUUUAAAUUGGAUCCUCAUAUUUCCUCAUCAACCAAAAAUUAUUCCAUUUGCAUGAAUAUGAAUCAGCUUUUGGCCCAUAACAAUAAAAACACCCUCCAGACAUCAUUUUAAGACACAUUAAAAGAGACUGAGCUGAAGAAUAAUUUGUGCCAGAUUAAUUUUUCCUUUAACAAAAUUUUUGCAGUAAUAAUUAAAAACAUGUUUUGGAAGAACAUUAGGAGCAGACGUGUUGAGUCCUGGAAUCUUAAACACAAAGAUCAGAAUCCACAGCAGCUCCUUAAAUUAACUUUUGGACUUAAAAAAAAAAAAGAGAUUUAUUUUCAGGAUCACCAACGCAGAUUUUAGCCGAGCAUCCAUCCUUUUAGGGAGACUUAAUUCCACCUCUGCUCUGAAGUGAACAUUAACAACACAUUCUUUAUGAAAACAUAUUUUUCACUCUUAUUAAAAUUCAAAGUCUGUAACGUUUUCUGGAGAGAAAAAUCACACGUCGUCAAGUCGCCUGGGAAACAAAAACAGAGUCACGUUAUUGCUCUUCGGGGUGAAUGCGUUGGACAUUCAGACCAUGGAGGCGGACGUUCCUGCGACGUUCUCCGAGACUUUGACGAACACGGAGAUGAAGCUCGCUUCGUAAAGACGCUCUCAUUGGAGGCUGUACGACAAACAUACACACACGGCGACACGCUCGCUCACCCUGAACCCACGGCUGAACGGUUAUGAAUAUUGUAUUGCACUCGAACAUGAAAAAUCCAUUAUGACGACAUAUUCUUCCAUCUUUUUGGUUUUCAUUUCUGCUUCCUGUAAAGACGGGGACGUUUUGCUCUUUGUAUAUCAGCCUGAUGUGUUUGUGACUGUUUUCUUUCCAUUCAUGCCAUGUUCUAAUAAAUUAAACCCACACUGAA